Musa acuminata AAA Group (dessert banana) is the source of this 1167-nucleotide messenger RNA. Its product is annotated as sodium transporter HKT1-like. Lineage: Eukaryota; Viridiplantae; Streptophyta; Magnoliopsida; Zingiberales; Musaceae. The transcript has a single exon. The coding region runs from base 1 to 1167 and encodes 388 amino acids. Gene Ontology annotation, molecular function: monoatomic cation transmembrane transporter activity. Gene Ontology annotation, cellular component: plasma membrane. The record is from RefSeq and is a predicted model, not a curated record. Gene Ontology annotation, biological process: monoatomic cation transport; transmembrane transport.
AUGGCUGUCACGGCCAUUACUUCCCACACGAAAAGCUUCAUCCAUAAACUCUCACGUUCCACUGAAUCUAUUCCCACCCUCGUCGCCUCUCUCUAUCGAUUUCUACUCUUUCAGGCUAAUUCAUUCUGGAUCCAGUCCUGUUACCUCUUCUCUUUGUCUAUGGCUGGUUUCUUACUUCUAAAGAUACUGCCUCUGAGAGACGUGACGAGUAAGCCUACCAACGUCGACCUGCUCUUCAUGUCGGUGUCAGAUAACACAGUCUCAAGCAUGGAUGCCAUGGAAAUGGAGGUGUUCUCCAACUACCAGCUCGGAGUUCUAACUCUUCUAAUGGUGAUUCGAGGAGAGGUUUUCGUUUCCCUGCUUGGUCUCCACUUCGCAAAGAUCAAGUCCCAGAUGAAGGAUUCUUCACUCGAUGCAUCUGGCAUGGAACUCGCUACUCUCCCCGAUCAAGCCGAGCCCGGACACCAGAAACCCAACCUGAUGCCUCCCGACAUGACAGUACUGGACAUGAAAUCUAGCUCUAGAAAGCACCUGUUCUUUGUGGCGUUGGGCUAUCUCAUAGUAGCUCACGUGGUUGGUUUCCUGCUCAUCCUUGUUUACCUGCGACUUGUCCCAGAUGCCGGAACUGUGCUUGACCGAAAGGGUAUCAAUGCGUCCAUGUUUUCCAUAUUUACGACGGUCGCUACCUUCGCCAACUGCGGCUUCGUGCUCACCAAUGAGAAUAUGGUGGUGUUUAGGACUUGUUCUGGCCUCCUACUGAUAGUUAUAGUGCAAGCACUCGUCGGAAACACGAUGUACGCCUCGAGUUUGAGGGUAUUCAUCUGGCUCUUGAAGAAGCUCACCAAGCGGCAGGAGUACGAUUACCUGCUAAAUAACUACGGGGAGAUGGGUUAUGAUCACUUGCUUCCUGGCCCUCAUGCAUUGUGCUUGGCACUCACCGUGGCGGGGCUUCUGCUUCUACAACUCAUACUGUUCUGCUGCAUGGAGUGGACGUCCGACAGCUUAACUGGGCUGAGCACGUAUCAGAAGAUCGUCGGUGCCAUGUUCCUGUCAGUGAACUCACGCUACGCCGGAGAAUCCAUUGUUGUCCUCUCAGCUAUCUCUCCGGCCAUCCUGGUGUUGUUUGUCGUGAUGAUGUUAGUACACCUUUUUUCCCAUACACUAUAA